Molecule: messenger RNA, 1640 nt
Organism: Vanessa atalanta (red admiral)
Lineage: Eukaryota; Metazoa; Arthropoda; Insecta; Lepidoptera; Nymphalidae
Product: cysteine-rich hydrophobic domain-containing protein 2
Exons: 3
Coding region: 114-611 (165 amino acids)
Source: RefSeq, a predicted model, not a curated record
CGUCAUUUCGUAUUACUUUUUGUAAUGAAUGCAAUAUCCUAGCAAACACUGUUCUUUGUUAUGUGUAAUAAACAUAAAAGGUUUAAAGGGUGUUGAGUAAGUGUUUUUUAAAAAUGGCAGACUUUGAUGCUAUAUAUCCAGAUGAGACAGAGCCCGAGGAAAAUAUAGAAGAGACUCAUGUGACAUUAGUGCCUGACCCUAUCGUCGUCCGAGGAGCUGGUAACAUGACAGUGUUUGGCUUGAGCAACCGAUUCAACGGGGAAUUUCCUUCUGGGCUGCAGUCACGUGUAGCACCGGAAGAGUACCAAGCGACAGUAGCCCGUAUAAAUAGUGUACUGAAGAAAACAUUACCUGUAAAUGUCAAGUGGCUUUUCUGUGGCUGUGUCUGUUGCUGCUGUACACUAGGAUGCUCUCUUUGGCCUGUAAUUUGUCUGAGUAAACGGACGCAACAUUCACUGAACAAACUUCUGGAAUGGGAAAAUAGUCGUCUAUAUAAUAAACUGGGCCUCCGCUGGCGUCUCACGAAACAACAUUGCGACUCAUCCUCUAUGAUGGAAUAUGUGCUUCUAAUAGAAUUUAUACCCAAAAUUCCAAUAUACAGGCCGGAUUAAAUUACAAUGGCUACACAGCUUGUAAAUAUAAACCUUAUGUUGAAAAAAUAUGACUCUCAACACUUGAUGAUUGUGUAUUCAAAUAUCAUCCCGAGCUAUAUGAAUAUAUACAGUGCUUUACAGUAACAUGCUGUAUAGUGUAAAUAAUAUUAUCAUCUAAUAAGUGGUUAUAUGCUUUUUGUGUAUAGAUGUCAUUAUUAAAUUUGCAAGCUUCAGUUGCUUUCAAAAGCCAUGUUAUCUUAAUGUGUAAUAUAACUUUAAGGUUUCUCAGAAACAAAUAAAAUAUAAGGUUAUAAGACCUACUAUAUUAAGCAUAUGAGGCUAGAAAAAUCACACACACUUUAUCCCAAUUUGCAAUUGAAGCUAAUACUUUCGCACAAACAAACAUUGCUUCAGAUAUUUAAUUAUCUGAUAGCUUAUGUUAGAGCAAUCGUAUAUAUUGAUUACGUUAUGUAUCGAAUUUAAUAAAUUUACUUAAAUCCUAUGAUAUGAAAGUCAUUCAAAGAAUUUAUGUACCUAUAGAAAAAAUUUAACUUUUUUUUUCAAAUCCGAAUUUUCACGAACAAUAUUUUGUUUAACAACAGAAAACACAAAAGUAAUAGUUGUGUAUUUUAUGUACCUGAAUGUAAGUAGACAUGGAUGUCCAUAAGGUAGGAAAAAUUGAUCUAGAGAUAUACGGAGGGAUUUGUUUUACAAAAUCAGUUAGGGGAUAUUUCGGGACUGUGUUAUUAGACAAGUAAUUGUUUAUAAUAGAUAUGUUAGACGUAUUUGCCCUCUUUUCUCUUUUCAACAAGUUGUGGAGGUUUUUGUAUAAAAUAAUGUAAUCUCUGUAUUUGAAAAAACUUUAAAAACGUCAUAUGUAUCACAAUUUUGGGAUGUUGUCUUGCCACCGAAAUGUUUUAUUAAACAACGGUUGAAAAGCGAACAGGGUAUAUUGACAUUAAGUUGUAAUGUAAGCUAAUGUAAAUAUUUUAAGUACCUAUAAUAUAGAUUAUUUUUGUUCAAAUAAUAAAUCUCACUAUGUGAUGA